Molecule: messenger RNA, 1686 nt
Organism: Microcebus murinus (gray mouse lemur)
Lineage: Eukaryota; Metazoa; Chordata; Mammalia; Primates; Cheirogaleidae
Gene: CLEC6A
Product: C-type lectin domain containing 6A
Source: RefSeq, a predicted model, not a curated record
CUUAGUCUUAUCAGAAUGUGUAGCCAUAUGUCUCCAAGAUCAGGCCUCUUUGAAUGAAGCCAGGUCUCUGGAUAGCAUCUUCAGGGAGAAAGAUACAGAAGGUUCCUGGACCUUCUGAACACAGGGAGCCCACAUGAUGGUGCAAGAAGGGCAGCCUCAAGAGAAAGGAGCCUGUUCGUGCUUGAGGCUCUGGUGUGUUGCUGUGAUUUCCAUGGCACUCCUCAGUGUUUGUUUCAUUGUGAGCUGUGUGGUGACUUAUCAUUUUACACAUGGCAAAACUGACAAAAGGCUGUCUGAACUGCACAUGUAUCAUUCAGGUGUAACCUGCUUCAGUGAAGGGACAAGGGUGACAGAAAAAGUCUGGGGGUGUUGCCCAAGUAGUUGGAAGCCAUUUGGUUCCAGCUGCUACCUCAUUUCUACUGAAGUGGAUGAUUGGAUUCAGAGUGAGCAGAACUGUGUUGAGAUGGGAGCACAUUUGGCUGUGAUCAAUACAGAAGCAGAGCAGAAUUUCAUUGUCCAGCAGCUGAAUGAAUCACUUUCUUAUUUUCUGGGGCUCUCAGAUCCAAAAGGUAAUGGCAAUUGGCAAUGGAUUGAUCAGACACCUUUCAAGAAAAAUGUCAGGUUUUGGCACCCAAAUGAGCCCAAUUUUCCUGCAGAGCAGUGUGGUUCAAUAGUUUUCUGGAAACCUAGAGGAUGGGGCUGGAAUGAUGUUUUCUGUGGUACUAAAAGGAAUUCAAUAUGUGAAAUGAAGAAGAUUUACCUAUGAGUAGAACCUUAUUCACUGAUACCUUUAAAACUGGGACCUAUCAUGGAAUGAUAAUUUCUUCUUAUAAUUUGCAUAUAAUCCUUAUGUUAUGGAGGUUCAGAAAUAUUCAGAUGCCUCUCUCCCUUUAAUCAUACCUUUUCUAGUUUCCUCUUUUCCACUAAUGGUAGAAUGAGUUCUUUCUCUCUGUUCUGUUCUUUUUUGUUUGUUAUUCAUUCUUUUCUUUCCUUUCUUCAUAUUUUCUUCCACAGACAUUCUUUGUGGAAGAGUACAGAGGCUGUACUAUUUUGUCUGUUAGAAGAUUUAUAAGGCAAUAUCUGUUGGAAAUUAUGACCUUCCUCUCUCAAAUGCCAUAAAGAAAUCUUUUUGGUUAAAUGGUAGUGGGAACUAUAAUCAUCUGGAACUGAAGCAUCUGAUAGCUCAUUCACACGGCAGCAACAUGGUGUUGGCUAUUGCUAGGAGCCCUCUGUUCCUCACCACGUGGAACUCUCCAUAGGGCUAACUGGCCCUCCUCACAAUGUGGUGCUAGCUGCCACGGGAGCAAAUGAUCCAAGAGGACGAGGGAAAGCAGCAAUGUCUUUUAUGAUCUAGCCUCAGCAGUUACGUACCAUAACUUCUGCUGCACCCCACUGGUCACAUGGACCAGACCUGACAUAUAAAGAAGGGGACGACCCAAAGGUCUGAAUACCAGAAGGUGAGACUCACUGGGGGCCAUCUUGGAGGGUGACUAUCACAACAGCAUUUUUUAAAAAAGAUACAAAAAAUGUGUGUUGAAGAAGAAAAUAACUAAAAAUUCUUAUACACUAAAAUUAUGGACUUUUGUUCAUCAAAACACUAAAGAACUGGGGAAAGAUAUUUUAAAUACUUACAACUAAAACAGUAUUAAUAUCAAGAAUAUAUGAACAACCACAAAUCAAUUAGAA